GUGUGUUUAACACAGACAUUGACUAAGAGGGGGGGAAAGUGUUUGGUAUUUCUGUCUGCAUUUCAGUCUGAUAUCAACAGACAGGGAGUGUGUGCACAUGUGCAUUCUGUAUGUGUGCACAAGUGCGUGUGUGUGAAUUUUGUGUUGUUGUUGUUGUUUUUUUGCUGUUGUUGGGAGUCAAAUGGAAGCAAGGCAGCUAUUUUGCACAGCUACAUUUCAUACGGCCACACUGUGAAGGAGAAGUCUGGUUGGUAUUGUUGCAUCUGGUCUCCUCCUCCUUUCCCCUCCCUUCACUCAUCCAUCCAUCCGUACUCCCCCUCUCCUCUCCACACACGCACACCGAUUUGCACAUCACCUCCUCCGGCACAAUGACCAACGAUUCCCCGGAGGAGGAGACCCGAGUUCCGGGCAGCGGCGGCGGCGGAGGAGGAGGAGGAGGUGGGAAAGGAGUGCCACGGAGGAACCGAGCGGACGACAAUGUGACCAUCCUGACAUCGUCCAUGGAUUACCAGAGAGGCAGCCGGAGCAGAGCCGCCAGCAGCAGCACCGAUGCCGCCCAGAGCAUCACGUCCUCCGUGGAUCUGAGCUCCUCCUCCCUGGAGCUGAGCAUCCAGACGCGGAUCUUUAAGAUCAUCGUGAUCGGGGACUCGAACGUGGGGAAGACAUGCCUCACCUUCCGCUUCACCGGAGGAAGCUUCCCCGACAAGACUGAGGCCACCAUCGGCGUGGAUUUCAGGGAGAAGGCGGUGGAGAUCGAAGGGGAGACUAUCAAGGUGCAGGUAUGGGACACAGCUGGCCAGGAACGCUUUCGUAAAUCUAUGGUGGAACACUACUAUCGCAACGUCCAUGCAGUGGUCUUUGUGUAUGAUGUGACCAAGAUGGCUUCCUUUCGCAAUCUACAGACAUGGAUAGAGGAGUGUAAUGGCCAUCGGGUCUCAGCAUCAGUACCUCGAGUCCUGGUGGGAAACAAGUGUGACCUUGUGGACCAAAUACAGGUGCCGUCCAACAUGGCGUUGAAGUUUGCUGACUCCCACAACAUGCUGCUGUUUGAAACGUCCGCAAAGGACCCGAGGGAGAGCCAGAACGUCGACUCCAUCUUCAUGUCACUGGCCUGCCGCCUAAAGGCCCAGAAAUCCCUGCUCUACAGAGACGUGGAGCGAGAGGAUGGGAGAGUUCGGCUCACACAAGAGACUGAAACAAAGAGUAAUUGUCCUUGUUGAGGAAAAGAGAGGAGUGGGAGGCAUAAUGGAAGGGGAAGAGAGACGAGUAACUGUAUAUGUCGAGUAAGAGGAGGAGAGGGAUGAUAGUGGAGUGAGGCUAAAACAUGUCUUCUUUUUUUUUAAAUUAAGUGCAACUUUUGUGGUUUAGGAGGAGGAAUAGAGGGUUGAGGCUGACACUAAGAGCAACCUGUUUCAAGGAAGAGGAGGAAAGCUUGUGCAAGGAUAGGAGACAGGUUGGUGAAGAUAGAGAGAAACUAGGACAAAGGGAUUUACUAACAAUUCAUAAAUGAGACGAUGUUGCCUUUUAGUGUAGAAAUUCUUCCAUUUACUCAAACAUAGACAGAGUGAAUAUCCUUUCAGUGUGCCCAGAGCACACAACACAAAAUAUGAGUCAUUUGGGGAUCUACAACAAACAGUCUUGAUGCUGUUGUUUUCUAAACCAGCCCUGGUUUGGUGUUUUUGACAGCCAUUACUAACAGCAACAUUCUGAGGCAACACAUUAGAACAGUCUUAUUUUUGCUGCCUUAUCCUUAUUGAUUCUCAUCCACAUCCCAGGUGAACGCAGUAUUUCACAACAUUUUUCUACUGCCUUAAUAAGCUGCCUGUCUUGGGUUUAACAACUCUGUCGGGCAAAAGUAGCGUAAAGGUUUCUCAGAUUUUUAACCACUCAAGAUGAUCUUGGUUUAUACAACCUACCAAACAAUCUGACGGCCUCUUAUGUGGAAAUCAACUAUUUCAGAGGAUAAAUGAGACUCUUUUAGUCUCAGAAUUACCUGAUAUCUAUCUGGGUCAGUCCUUUACAAGCAGGACAGCUGACUAAAAUCACUGUGAGAUCACAAAUACAAGGGAAAGAUGGGAAAACACUUCUGAGACAAACUUAAUAUGGGUAAAAUAUGCGGUGAAAUGUCCAGAUGAGCUCUAAGGACCUAUGCAGGAAGACCUUGACAACAAGGUUUCCUGAAAAUGGAGCAUCUAGAGCUUGUCAGGCAACAUGUCACAUAUUGAUUUAGAGGCUGUAAGAUCCUCUUACCCUUAUGCAGGAGAACUGCACUCUCCUAUAAAGAAGGGCCAUCAAGGCGAGGUUCCUUUUUCUCAUCUAAUCCUGGUGUAAACAUAUCCCCUCUAUGCUUACCCUCUGGCACAGUGGCUUUUCCAGCUUUCCCUUUGUGUGCAAAUGCAAAAAUACCCGGUCUUUGCUGUAUGUGACUUUGAGGUAGCCAGUCUGUCACAGCACUUCCGUAUUCUGUAAUGAACAUUUUUCAAAGUAAAGGCCUUCCGUCCGUUUUAGUUGAUGUGCUCUCCACAUCAGUAUCACUGCCUCCAGUCUCAGAGAGAACAGGAAACAUGAUAGCAAACUGUGACCCCUGUAUACAUAAUGGACAUACUUAUACUGCUACAUGUUCCGUAUGAGUGGACUUUAAAGUCUGGUGUCUGUGUCAGGGAAUGUUAUCUCUAUAAACACAUAUCUGCAUAUCAGUGCAGGAUCUGUAGGCAAUUGGACAAUAUUUUGUUGUCAGAAGCCUUCUGGUUUCCGUUUGAAGUUCGUUUGUAGUCUUGUAGUAGUAUUAAGAAGUCACUUUUGAGUGGGCUUUAGUUGUAUGCAGGUAAACAGUCUUUUUGGAGAGCUAAAGAGACGACACGCAUUGUCUGAAAUGCAAUCCUUGAACCUUUCGGCUAUUUUCUGAAGACGAUUUUGCCUUUCAUUAGCAUUGUUUUAAUUGAUCAGAACUCACAUACAGAGAAGCCCUCUGAACCAUACAACCACAUAGGUCAUAUUUUCCUACCCUCUAAUACGACCUACAAGACUGUUUCCUAAAUUAGCUCCCCUAUUGUUAGCAGGAGAUCUACUUGUCCUCAUCGCUAAACGUAACAGUCGCCAUGCAACAGUUGCAUUGGUUAGGUUUAGGCAACAAAACUACUUGGUUAGGUUUAGGAAAAGGUUGUUGUUUCGGUAAAAAUAAGCGCAUUUGUUAUGUUAAUGGACUUCCAUAUUUAAGUAUCUGAUGUAUUUCUAGACAUGACAUAACAUUUUACAAAACUACAUGGUUAGGCUUCGGAAAAGAUAGUUUGGCAUAAAAUAACUGUCGGACAUCAGGUAGUUGUAGUAGUUAUGGUAGCUAUGCAGAUGACUGGGGGUGAAAUGUGACGUAGAACGUGAUAUAGCUAUGCACGGAGGUUAAAUUAAUAACAACAUUGACUUUUGAUUUCACGGGGGACACGUACACCUGUCUUCUGGGUCAAAGUCCUGCGUUGUUUGACGUAUCCACCUCCCGUUAACGGACCUUGUCGUUCUUUAUACUCCGUAUCCUCAUUUCCGCCGUGGCUUCUGUCAUAAUUACUACAGCCACUUGAGGGCGCUUCCUAACAAUAAACGUAAAUAUGGGUUGUCAUAAGCUGCUGUGUAAAUGGAGUCAUUUUAGGGGUAGGACAGUCUCGCAAAGAAACAGACCUAUCAUAGAUCGUCGUCUCUCAACUCGAGCUCCAUUCUGGCGUCCAAAGUUGCUUAUCAGACUGUAUCAAUGAACGGCACAUAAGCCUGGAUAUCUCCAGGUAACCGCUAGCUACACUGGAACCCCACAAAUAUUGACCCUUGCCCCCCAGACUAUUGGAGUCAGACUAAUAAGACAAUGGGUUCCAGAAUUGGAGGGAGCAAAUCCAGGACUAUUGGAGCCAUGAGGAUACAGGCUGCAUAAAAGACUGUAGAAAGCCAUAUUCAUAAUUUGCUGUACUCAGAGAUGCAGUGUACUUUUUAUGUAGACGUUACACCUGGUGGUGGAGGAAAGAACACAUUGUAAAUAACUGAACGUUGGAGCUAUGAAGCCGGUGGGAGUCAAUUUGAUGCUGUCACUUCAAUAUAGCAGCACAUUUACCAUAUCUUACCCUAUUUUAACAUUGGAGCCUACUUUUGCAAUCCUAUAAAUAUAUACAGAUGCCAUAUGUAAAAAGUUCAGAACCGUGAGCAUUUCAGACAGACCUAAUUAAUUCCUCCCAUUGAGCGAUUUAAAUACUGUGCAAAGUGAAAACUAUACAGCUAAUGCUAUAGCUGUAUCUGGUUUUGGUGAUUUUUACAUGUUUCAACAUGUUUGUAUGAGAAGCAGCAGGAUCAUGCAGCUAUUACAGGAGAAUAAAAUGACAUCGUUGACAAUUGAGCUCUACUCACUCUCAUUGUAUUCAGGCAAAUCUGUGACAUUAAACCUUAUGACUGAGGUUCAACAAAAGCUGGAGAGAAGAACACUCAACAACAAAGCUAAUAUCUUUUCAUCCAUUUUCUCAACUGCUAGUUCUGUUCAGGAUUAUAGGGGGCUGCAUCAUAACGCAGAACAUUAGUAUAUGAGGGGAGGACUACACUUUACAACUGUUUAUCUCUAACAAAUAUCUGUGGCUGUUUACCUAAGGUUAGCUCAACCUGGCUAAUUCAGUCGCUGUAAUACAUAUGUAUUACUGUAUGACUGUGCUAGCUUAAUAAUAAGAAAAACGUGUUGUGGAAAAAUAAGAAUGUGCCUCCAUUGCUUGCAUAAACUUCUGAUCUGAAUAAAAUAACAUUUUACUUGGUUUCACAUGAUUGAAAAAGAAAAAUUGAGGUAUAAUCAAGUUUGCCUUGUUAUUAGCAUGUACCACUGAUUAAGUUAUGAAUUUCACAUUCAGCUCUCAAUAUUUUCACUAUCUUUUCCAAACAUUUGAAAUCAUAACUGAAUUGGUGUUUUAUCCAGGUCUAAAAAUUAAUAAUACAAAUGUACAGUUUGUUUGCUUGCCUUCCAUUUUCCCUGUACAUACUAUGUUUUAUUUAUUAUAUUUUGCUGGGGACUUUUUUUGCAGUUGAUUUGUGACUAUUUUUAAUAACCCAUGUUUGCUCUUAAAGGGAUGCCUUGACAUUUUGAAUUUUUACUCUGGUAUUUUUGUUCAUCCACAAAAAGUCAACAUAUUUUAAAGGUUUCUGUUUGUGACAUUAAUAAAUACAGUAUGGGGAUUUUUUGUGACAUUUUGUACACUAAUGACACAUUUCUUGGCCGAUUAAUUGAUGAUGGAAAUAAUUGUUAGUCCUACAGGGUUCAUCAGCAGGCGUUCCCUCACUCAGGGAACAUUGGUCAUAUGCCUUCAGUUAACUAUUUCAUGCAUUACCUUCGGGUAGUGAUGUGCCAAUGAAGCUUCAUGAACCAUUGUCUUUAUUUUCAGAGCCCACUAGAUGGCACUCUUGGUUAAUAGAAAAAGGCUCAAGUAAUGGUAAUUGAGUGUGCUUUUAGCUCUUGGUUGAACAGAGAGUUCCAUCUAGUGGACUGGUUCAUGAGGCUUCAUUGGCACAUCACAACCUUCAGGCAGUGUACAUAAUAGUGCUGGUGCAGGUUAGUUUGUUAGCUAGCUAUUUUCAGCAUUCAAUUUAACUUUCAGUCAUGAUCCAAUUGGCUAAACUGGAUUUUAAUUGCCAUUUUAAUGGAUAACAGUCAACAUAUUAACAGUGGAGUCAACAUUUAUGUUUUUGCCCCAUUGAGCUUAAUGUAACAUCAUGGAAGGUGGAGUUCAGUUCGCUACAGAACAGCAGUCCUUACUUAACGAAUGAUGGAUGCCUGCUGACAGGGAUUAGCGCCCUCACGCCUACAGUGCAGUACAUACUACCUAGUCAAUACUCCGAUCACCAUCAGUUUAAAAGUCAAAAUACCAAGUUACUCCUUUAACAAAAGCCUUAAGAGUGGUGUUACUUGAUUUUAUGAUGUCAUCAUUUUAUGAUAAUUGUUGAAUCUGAGAUGACAAUUUUUUGUUUUGACUGUGAGUUUGUUGUUUUUUUGGACUGUAUCAGAUUUGUCUUCUUCUAUAUGUUUCAUAUGUAACAUUGUCGUUGUUACAAUCUCACAAAGGGACUUCUGAUAAACCUGCUGAAUAAGA
Molecule: messenger RNA, 6098 nt
Organism: Centropristis striata (black sea bass)
Lineage: Eukaryota; Metazoa; Chordata; Actinopteri; Perciformes; Serranidae
Gene: rab33a
Product: RAB33A, member RAS oncogene family
Exons: 5
Coding region: 111-1220 (369 amino acids)
Biological process (GO): Rab protein signal transduction
Cellular component (GO): Golgi apparatus; endosome
Molecular function (GO): GTPase activity; GTP binding
Source: RefSeq, a predicted model, not a curated record